Messenger RNA from Thermochaetoides thermophila DSM 1495, 2682 nucleotides. Its product is annotated as putative very-long-chain protein. Gene Ontology annotation, molecular function: long-chain fatty acid transmembrane transporter activity; long-chain fatty acid-CoA ligase activity. Bases 1 to 2682 code for a protein of 893 amino acids. The transcript has 6 exons. The record is from RefSeq and is a predicted model, not a curated record. Lineage: Eukaryota; Fungi; Ascomycota; Sordariomycetes; Sordariales; Chaetomiaceae.
AUGGCGACCUUCCCCCUCGCCCUAUCUCUCGCUGGCGCCGCCGCCGGCACAGCUUACUUCCACGCGCGCCUCUCCCUCGACCACGACCUCCUCUUCUUCCGCAUCGUUGGCUCAACCGCUUUGAACCUCAUCCGCGCCGUGCGCGCCGACCAACUCAACCUCUUCUACCUCCUCGAAAAGCAAGCCAAGACCAAGUCACUCGCCAACAAGCCGUUCAUCCUCUUUGAGGGCAAGUCCCACACUUAUGCAGAGACAUACGACCGCGUGUUAAGGUAUGGCACCUGGCUAAGGGAGAAGCUUGGGGUCCGGGAGAAGGACAUCAUCGCGCUGGAAUACCAGAACUCAGAUACCUUUGUGUUCUUGUGGUUUGCCAUCUGGGCAGUGGGAGCCACGCCGGCGUUUAUAAAUUACCAUCUUCAAGGGGAGGCGCUCGCGCAUUGUUUGAAAACGAGUGAUGCGAGGCUGGCGGUUGUAGAUCCCCGAGUGGCGGGGAAUAUUACUGACGAGGUGAAGGGGGCGGUGCCGGGGAUGAGCGCUGCUGCCUGCCUUGGCUUGUGCAGCGUCCUCUUUGUUGGAGCAACCUGCGCCAUUGGCCGUCGUUUUUCGACCAAGACCUUCUGGAAGGAGGUCCGUGAGACCAAGUCAACCAUCAUUCAGUACGUCGGAGAGACAUGUCGCUAUCUGACCGUCGCGCCGCCCGAGAGGGACCCUGUGACGGGCGAGAAUUUGGACAGGAAGCACUACGUGCGCGCGGCCAUGGGAAAUGGAUUGCGGCCGGAUGUGUGGGAUAAGUUUAAGGAGAGGUUUGGCAUUGAUACUAUCUUCGAGUUCUACGCCGCCACUGAAGCCCCCGUCGGCUUUUGGAACCAAUGCCGCAACGACUUCGGCAAGGCAGCUAUCGGUCGACUAGGCGUAUUCUCCAGCGCCUUCGUCAACACCCGAACGGCAAUAGUCAAGCUGGACGAUGAGACCGAGCUUCCCUGGCGAGACCCAAAGACAGGUUUCUGUCGGCGUGUCAAGAAAGGCGAGGCUGGCGAGAUGAUUGCUGCCCUGCCGGCAAACGACAUCAGCAAGCGGUUUCAGGGGUAUUAUGGCAAUAAGUCAGCCACAAACUCCAAGAUUCUCAGGGAUGUCUUUAAGAAGGGAGAUGCUUGGUUCCGCUCCGGCGACGUCCUAAAAUGGGAUGCCAACGGCCGCAUCUACUUCCACGACCGCAUCGGUGACACCUACCGCUGGAAGUCCGAAAACGUCUCGACCGCCGAGGUCUCCCAGAUGAUGGGCUUGCACCCGCGCGUCCUCGAGCCCAACGUCUACGGCGUGCAGCUCCCCCACCACGAUGGCCGCGCCGGCUGCGUCGCCAUCGUCCUUGACACCGAGCAAGUUACCCCCGAGUUAUUAGCCGAUCUGGCCGCGCACGCCAGGGCAAAGCUGCCCAAGUAUGCCGUCCCGCUUUUUCUUAGGGUUAUGAAGGAGGUAGGAAGGCAAACAACGGGCACGAACAAGCAGCAGAAGCACGUACUCCGGCAGCAGGGAGUUGACCCGGCUAAGGUUGGGGGGGAUAAAUUGUUUUGGUUGAGGGGUGGGACGUACCUACCCGUCAUGGCUGGCGUGCUCAAAUCGCUCAUCAACAGCGCAAAGUCGCUCGCCAUUGGCGACUCGGGCCGCAAGGCCGGACUGCGCGAACUGUUUCCUGUCGUUGACAAGUCCGUCGACGGUGAAGACUGUGAUCGUAGCUGCGAGACCUGUACCGUUCACUACCCCAAGAGCUUCAAGAUCAAUGAAGACGACGAGCUUUACGGCUUUGUCAAGGGCUGGAGCACCCAUGUGCUGAUCGCGACCGGCAAAUCGGACUGGGUGCACGACGUCGCCAACGAGAAGGGCAGCUUGAUGCAAGCCAUUGCCAACGCGCGACAGCCUACCAAUGGGCGUUUGCUCCUCUCCGCCUCUAACAUGCCCACCCCCCACAACCCGCCCUCCUACUCCGAGCCAACCACCGUCCUCCUCCUUCCCGCCUUCAUCCUCAUCGAAAACGUCACCCCGGCCACCGUCCAAACCAUGAUCGACAAGAUCAUCUCCAUCGCCCCCACUACCACAACGCCCCUGUCCCACACUCUUCCCCCCAUCCCCCGCUCCCUCGAAGCCCCCCUGCCUGAAGCCGCGCCCGUAACCCUCAAAACUCUCACCACGCGUGCCUGUCCGCACGCAGCGGUGAUCCUGCUGUGCAGCCAAAAGACGCGCGACGCGCGCUGCGGACAGAGCGCGCCGCUGCUGCGCAGAGAGUUUAUGCGGCAUCUGCAGCCGCUGGGGCUGGCGCGCGAUCUGGACGAUGAGAGGCCCGGCGGCGUGGGGAUUUACUUUGUUAGUCAUGUGGGCGGGCACAAGUACGCGGCGAAUGUGCUUGUGUAUCGAAAGAGGAAUGCGGCGUUUGCGUUUGCGCCGGGGGUCAAGGUUGAUGAUGUAGGACAUGAAGGGUAUGAGGAGAAGAAGGAGGGGGCUGAGGAGAAGGGGAGUGAGGAGGAGGAAAAAGGGGAAGAGGCGGCGCAGUGUAUCUGGCUGGCGAGAGUCAGGCCGGAGGAUUGCGAGGGGAUCGUGAAGUACACGGUGCUGAAGGGCAAGGUUGUGAAGCCGGAGAAACAACUGCGUGGCGGCUUCAACCGUGAGAAGGGGUUGUUAAGUUGGUAG